UAAAAAUACUAAAAACCGAAUCAUACGGAAUUGAUAAACCAAACGGAUUACACCUUUAAAACAGCUCCGAGCUCUGGAAUAGCACCGCCACAUCUAUCUACCAUGGCAAAGGAAGAGGGAACCCACACCGUCGUUUCCGAUCUGAUCAACUUCCUCAACGCAUCUCCAACUGCUUUCCACGCUGUCGACGAAGCCAAGAAGCAGUUGAAAACCGCAGGGUACCAGCAAAUCUCCGAGAAGGAAAAUUGGGAACUCAAAGCCGGCCACAAAUACUUCUUCACCAGAAACCAUUCCACCAUCGUCGCUUUCGCCAUCGGCAAAAGAUUUGUUGCCGGAAAUGGAUUCUACAUAGUUGGUGCUCACACCGAUAGUCCUUGUCUGAAACUCAAGCCGGGGUCGAAGGUGGUUAAGGGUGGAAUAUUGGAGGUUGGUGUUCAAACCUAUGGAGGAGGUUUAUGGCACACGUGGUUUGAUCGUGAUUUGACGGUGGCUGGGAGGGUUAUAUUACGAAAAGAAAUUGCAGGUUCUGUUUCGUACUCGCAUCGCCUUGUUAGAAUUGAGGAACCUAUAAUGCGUGUCCCAUCUUUGGCAAUUCACUUAGACAGAGGUGUUAAUGAUGGAUUCAAAGUAAACACUCAGACUCAUCUUCUUCCCAUCCUUGCAACAUCUCUAAAGGCAGAGGCUAAUAAAGUGUCCUCUGAAAGCGAUUCAGUUGAAAGUGGAAAGAAAGAAAAUGAUAAAACAGGUUCUAGCAAUGUGAAGCACCACCCUAUACUUUUACAGUUGCUUGCAAGUAAGCUUGAGUGUGAACCCGGUGACAUUUGUGAUUUUGAAUUGCAAGCUUGUGAUACACAACCAAGCAUAGUUGCUGGAGCUGCCAAGGAGUUUGUAUUUUCGGGACGGCUUGAUAACCUCUGCAUGUCAUUUUGUUCUUUGAAGGCAUUAAUAGAUGCUACAUCCUCUGACAGCAGUCUUGAGGAAGAACCUGGCAUUAGAAUGGUGGCUUUGUUUGACCAUGAAGAAUGUGGGUCUAACUCUGCUCAAGGAGCUGGCUCUCCUGUAGUGCUAGAUGCUAUGUCUAGGAUUACAGAUUUCUUCAGCCCAAAUUCGAAGCUUCUCGAGAAAGCAGUACAACGAAGCUUUCUUGUAUCUGCUGAUAUGGCACAUGCACUACACCCGAAUUACAUGGACAGGCAUGAAGAAAACCAUCAACCUAAACUACAUGGAGGACUUGUCAUUAAGCAAAAUGCAAACCAACGCUAUGCAACCAAUGCUGUCACAUCCUUCAUUUUUAGGGAGAUAGCAUCAAAACAUAAUCUUCCCGUUCAGGACUUUGUGGUGCGCAAUGACAUGGGAUGUGGUUCAACAAUAGGUCCUAUCCUUGCGAGUGGCGUUGGUAUUCGAACUGUUGAUGUUGGUGCACCGCAGUUGUCAAUGCAUAGCAUCCGAGAAAUGUGCGCUGUUGAUGAUGUGAAGUAUUCAUAUGAACAUUUCAAGGCCUUUUUUCAGGAAUUCUUUCAUCUAGAUGCUAAUAUAGUUGUGGAUAUAUAAGUUAUAUCUCCGCUGAAGAUUUUCUCAUGAAUCCUCUGCUCUAGAUUUCCUUGCCGAAGGGGUCAGAAUUUGUAAUGAUCUUUCUUUUUUUUUUGAACCAAACAAACUUACUGCAUUUGUAAUGAUCUUUCUUAAAAGUUAUAACCCUGACGUUAGAAUGGAGAAAUCUGAAAUAAUACUAGUAUUGGAUUUGAGAA
Messenger RNA from Trifolium pratense (red clover), 1748 nucleotides. Its product is annotated as probable aspartyl aminopeptidase. The record is from RefSeq and is a predicted model, not a curated record. The transcript is spliced from 11 exons. NCBI's taxonomy places the organism in Eukaryota, Viridiplantae, Streptophyta, Magnoliopsida, Fabales, Fabaceae. Gene Ontology annotation, biological process: proteolysis. Bases 103 to 1551 code for a protein of 482 amino acids. Gene Ontology annotation, molecular function: zinc ion binding; aminopeptidase activity.